This is a messenger RNA of Talaromyces amestolkiae, 984 nucleotides long. RefSeq lists its product as uncharacterized. The transcript has 2 exons. The coding region runs from base 1 to 984 and encodes 327 amino acids. The record is from RefSeq and is a predicted model, not a curated record. Lineage: Eukaryota; Fungi; Ascomycota; Eurotiomycetes; Eurotiales; Trichocomaceae.
AUGCCAGCCCCAUUAGCAAAAGGAAUCAUCAUCGGUGUGUCUGUCCUCGUCGCAGCUGGCAUCGCCGUCUACGAAAGCCCCCAAUUCCGACGAUGGGUAAACCAGUCGCGCCGAAAAGUAGCCGUCGCUCUGUACAAUCUAGGCGAUGAAAUCCAUCCGCGGGAAGCGCAUUCGGUGGACAUCUCCAUGACCGAAGAAACUGGCGCAGCUGCCCAAGAACGAAGACGUCAUGCUCGAGAAGAAAUUGAGCGACGCAGGGAAUUCAAUCAAGCAAGGAGGAGGAGCACACAGUCCAGCAGUGCGGCUGUCAGCUUUGAUACGCUGGUCGAUCAGGAUGGUAGGCUAAAGUCUGAGGAUGGAGAAGAUGAUCCGCGUGGAAUAAUUAUGAAUGAUGACCAUGCGACUGCACAAUCAACGGCGCUCGACACCAGUAACCUGACUUCAUUGCAUAAACGCGGCGGGUCGCCUGAGCCGGAAGCUCUUACUAAUGCCCGUCUGCAAGCCCAGCAUGAGAUGUUGGAGGCUAUGGAACGGGAUCGUCUUCAUCUUACUCUGCCAUCAGAGACUCCAUCACACCACCCUUCAGAAUCGCUGAUUGAUCUUACCCCAACAUCCGAAUUUCCCGAAUCCAACCAGGAGUCUACAUCCAAUCGCGGCCAAAUGGAAAACUCGGAAUACUUCUCCGUCGCAAACCUCUCUAAUUCCACACACGCUUCGGAAAUUGGUCAAUCCGAGUAUUUCUAUGCUCAUCCAAACCAGUCCAGUUCUUCUACCAAUUCAAGCAUUCCAGCCAACCCGUUCGUCGACCACGACGUAUCGACUGCAUCGUCUAUACCAGGAAGUCUUGAAAAUGUCCACGACGAACUAUCUUCGGAUACUCUAAGUGAAUGGGGACAGCCUACAGACGGUAUACUGACUCCCGCCAGCUGGUCUGAGGUAGGCAGUGUGAUUAGCAGUGAUGACGAGCAUCAUCAUCAACAGUAA